CUCUUUGUUCGAUGACUAAUUCAGCGGAGGGUUCUUCAUCGAAAGGUUUAAAGCGAUCACGCGUGGGGCUAAUGUCAGAGGGAGAGGGGGGACAUCUCACAUCGGGCAUCGGGUAUCGCUCAAUACCGUAUCUAUACGAAAUCUGGUUGCACAAGCAUUAGCGGUGACUAGCUGUCUUAUUACGGAACGGAAACAUCCUUACGGAAACUCCGGCGGAUAACCUUGGAUAACCUAAGAUAAUCGACAGCUGCUUAUAGAAUGGGUUUUCAUAAUGUCACUCAUUGCAUUUUCGACAUGGACGGUUUGUUACUAGAUACGGAAUCCCUGUAUACAAUGGCAUACAAUUGCGUCACUCAGGAAUAUGGAAAAACAUACAGCUGGGAGCACAAAGCAAAGAUUAUGGGUUUUAAAAGCGCCGAGGCCCUACAAAAAAUAAUAGAUAUGUUACAGCUGCCGAUUACGGUGCAAACGUUUGAAGACAAGCUCGCUCCUAUAUAUCAAGAAGUGUUUCCUGGAUGCGAUCUUAUGCCGGGUGCGGAGAAGUUGCUGCAGCAUCUUAAAAAACAUAAUAUACCUAUCGCACUGGCUACAAGUUCGAGUGAGGACAGCAGCGAUUUAAAAACCCAGAAGUGGAAACAUCUAUUUGACCUGUUCGAUCACAAGGUGUAUGGUGGUUCCGAUCCAGAGGUCGUCAAAGGGAAACCACAUCCAGAUAUAUUUUUGAUUGCCGCGAAACGUUUCCCUGAUAAUCCCGAUCCUUCAAAGUGCCUAGUCUUCGAAGAUUCGCCGAACGGUGUGCAGGCUGGUAUUGCCGCUAAGAUGCAAGUGGUAAUGGUGCCGGAUCCUCAGCUUCCCGAAGACGUCUUCAAAAACGCUACCCUAGUCUUAAACAGUUUGGAAGAUUUCAAGCCGGAGGAUUUUGGACUACCGCCAUUUGUAGCAUAAAACUGCAUAUGCCUUAAUUUGCGAAAGAGAGUAUUAGACGUAUUAGAUUCAAUUUAUCGUAUAGAUAAAGCAGAUAAUUGUCGGCGAAAAAGAAACAGAAACCUGCAGGCAGGUUUUCCCACUGGCGAAGUACUGACUGAUGUAAAUAGGUUUUUGAAAAAAGAAAAAAAGAAAAGAUGACACGACUAUUAUGUUCUGGAGAUGUAUAUUUUCACAUACAACAUAGGAGAGUUAUCACUGCCUGAAACCGAAAACUUACAUCAUACAGUUGGCACAUAUCGCAUACAAGAGAUCUCUGCAGCAUAUGUUUAUUAAUGGUAUGAAGCGUAUGAAGUUCCAGUCAUCGUUAUAUCUACGUUUAUUGAUUUACUUAUUGGGCGUUAAGUUUCGAUGUCGGAACUUAUCCUCUGAUGUUCCUUUUUUUUACACAACAAUUACAUUUUAUUUUAUUUUAAGUUAAAGUGUAAAACGAAUAUUCUUAAUAUAUAAAAAUGAUGGGAAAAAAGUAAAUAUUUUUUGCAAGAAAAUGGCAACUCUGUGCAUUUUUCUUGUCAAUAAUUUUUAUAAUCAAGUUACAAGUUUAUAACCC
Messenger RNA from Temnothorax curvispinosus, 1534 nucleotides. RefSeq names its product pseudouridine-5'-phosphatase. The transcript has 5 exons. NCBI's taxonomy places the organism in Eukaryota, Metazoa, Arthropoda, Insecta, Hymenoptera, Formicidae. The coding region runs from base 259 to 945 and encodes 228 amino acids. The record is from RefSeq and is a predicted model, not a curated record. Gene Ontology annotation, molecular function: phosphatase activity.